Molecule: messenger RNA, 758 nt
Organism: Lotus japonicus
Lineage: Eukaryota; Viridiplantae; Streptophyta; Magnoliopsida; Fabales; Fabaceae
Product: protein PXR1
Exons: 1
Coding region: 38-610 (190 amino acids)
Cellular component (GO): nucleolus
Source: RefSeq, a predicted model, not a curated record
UUAGGGUUUCUGAAACUCCUCUUCGCACACCUCAACCAUGGCGUGCACGAUCGACUUCCGCAACCUCGACGAGGGUUUCGGCGGCAAGACCUACAAGCGCAAGCGCGAGCAGGCCCAAGCCCUAGAAGACGCCCUCUUCAACAACGACGGCGUCGAUUCCAUGGACACCGACGAGGCUGCCCCGCCGCCGGCGAAGAAGACAGCGCUUCCAUCAUCGGAAGAUCCCAACAAGCCAUCGUUUGGGCAGCCUAGCUACGACGGCGUUAUUGCUGGCAGAGUUUCCGGGCGGAAGUGGAAGCAGGUGCGGACGCGGAGGUCAUCGGCGGUUAAUGUGAGCCGGAAGGGGACGACGUUUGAGCAGAGGGAGAGGGAGAAGAUGAUAAAGAAGGCGUAUAAGGAGAGGAUAACGGAGCUGAAGGAGGAGAUUCGGAAUAACAAGGUGGAGAAGCGGAAGAAGAAGGAGGAGAGGGAGAAGAAGAAGAAGGAGAAUAUUCUUAAGUCUGGUACCAAGUUUCAGAAGAUUACUAACCCUAAUACUUUGAAGAAGAUUGCUAAGUCUAAGCAGAGGAAGCAACUCAGAGUUGUUUCUGAUGAUUUGUUCAAGAAAUAGAAUGCUUUUCUUUGGUUUUUUUUUUAUGAAUUGGGAUUCUGUGUUUUGCUUUUUGCUUUCUGUUUUGUUGGAAAAUUCUGAGUUUACUCAAAGAAAGUUUUGUAAUCUUGAGAAUAGAUAUUUGAAUUGAUGCUUAGAUUACAUGUUA